Molecule: messenger RNA, 1937 nt
Organism: Nicotiana attenuata
Lineage: Eukaryota; Viridiplantae; Streptophyta; Magnoliopsida; Solanales; Solanaceae
Product: 2,3-dimethylmalate lyase
Exons: 8
Coding region: 73-1596 (507 amino acids)
Molecular function (GO): catalytic activity
Source: RefSeq, a predicted model, not a curated record
UUAAACAAACAUUCUUUCAUCUUCCACCAACAACCACAGCUAAAGUUUCAGAGAAAAAACUCAACAGCAGCAAUGAAAUCCGCAGCAAUUUCCAGCACAGACUUCAGAAGUUUCUCGAAUCUUCCAUCAAGCCAAACUCCAAGCUCAGCUCACCGGCGCGUAGCCGAGCGGCUCCUUUUACUGCCGAAGCCAGGCGCUUCACUCCCAAAAAAAGUAGGUAGCAUUAGUAAAGCCAGAAGUAAAACAUCUGUUUGCUACACAAUCUCCGCUAGUUAUGGAGAUAAGGAAUCAGAUUCAGUUGGUUCUAAUGAGUAUACUUCUCCAGCGAAAGCACUCCGGAAACUUCUAGAAUCGCCGGGAAUUCAUCAAGGCCCUGCUUGUUUUGAUGCUCUCAGUGCUAAGCUUGUCGAGAGAGCCGGCUUUGAUGUCUGCUUUACAACUGGUUUUGGAAUAUCUGCCACACGAUUAGGAGUGCCAGAUACAGGACUAAUUUCUUAUGGAGAGAUGGUGGCUCAAGGUCAAGAGAUCACACAAGCAGUGUCCAUACCAGUAAUUGGAGAUGGAGAUAAUGGAUAUGGUAACGCCAUGAAUGUCAAGAGAACUGUGAAAGGAUAUAUUAGAGCAGGUUUUGGAGGAAUAAUCCUCGAAGAUCAGGUUUCUCCCAAAGCAUGCGGUCAUACACGUGGCAGGAAGGUCGUCUCUAGAGAGGAAGCAAUAAUGAGAAUAAAAGCAGCUGUUGAUGCUCGAAAGGAAAGUGGAUCUGACAUUGUGAUUGUGGCACGUACUGAUUCUCGUCAAGCAGUCUCUUUUGAGGAAGCACUUUGGCGGGCACGUGCUCUUGCUGAUGCUGGAGCUGAUGUUCUGUUCAUUGAUGCUCUUGCUUCUGUAGAAGAGAUGAAAGCUUUCUGUGAUGUCUAUCCGCUGGUUCCGAAGAUGGCAAAUAUGCUUGAAGGUGGUGGUAAAACGCCAAUACUCACUCCUAUUGAACUUGAGGAACUUGGAUACAAAAUUGUGGCAUAUCCACUUUCCUUGAUGGGGGUAUCAAUAUGUGCAAUGCAGGAUGCACUGUCUGCCAUUAAAGGAGGCCGGAUACCUUCACCUGGAAGCAUGCCUUCAUUUGAAGAGCUAAAAGAAAUCCUAGGUUUCAAUACCUACUAUGAAGAAGAGAAGCGUUAUGCAACAACAAGCAGCCAACUUCCUUCUCCGAAAGGCGAUUUCUCAUCAAGAAGCAACGAGUAUGGUGUUCAACCUGGCAUCCCAGCUGAUACAGAACAGAGGGGUCAAAUACCACAGAACCCUGUUGAGGUACUGAUUCCUGAGGUAUAUGACAAAUUUUCUGGAGAGGGUGCAAAAGGAAAUUUCUCAGGGAUCUGGUCUCGGAAAUUAAGAGUGAAAAUUACUGGAAGAGAUGGAUCCGAAAAGCUAGAUAUCAGAAUUCCUGCUGGAUUUUUGGAAGGAAUCACAAACAUAGUUCCAGCAUUGGUAGGUGUAAACAUCAAGGCUCUGUUGGAUGAUGCAACUUUAGAAGAGGGAGGGAAACAGUUGUUGGAUUUUCAGGAUACAAUGGGGGACAGAAUUCAAGUUUUUUUGGAGUAAUGGAUCUUUUGUGUUUCAACGAAAUGCAUUUUGAUAAAUAAAUCUUGGACAAUCAAAAAUAAUUUGGUGAUUUUAAUGUAUAUCCCUAGUUUAGCUUGUACGAGCUCCCAUAUAUUUGUUUCACCUAAAAGAAGUGAAAGGAGGAAAGGUGGUGUCUUAUCAGUGACGAAGCUGAAUCCUAUAUCUCAAGUGUCUUGAUUUGUUGACUCAAUGUGAUCAAAGACUGAUGUAUGGUGACAAACAAAUACGUUGGGUGUAGAUACAUAACAAUUGUACGACUAUUUUACUCACCUUGUCAUAUCCCACGAUUUGAAGAGAAAUGAACGAAUUUUUCUUCGUUA